AUCAGAAGCUCAUGGAGAGUUUCGCUUUAGUGCUUGAUUUACUUUCUAAGGCGUCGUGACUCCUUCAUCCUCCUCUUUAUCCUCCUCCAGAUCUGAAAACAAGAAAUAUAACACAACAAAUAAAAAAAAAAAAAUACAGAUUAAAGAUAUUUUCAGGCGUCUAAUGUCGCUGUUCCGGACCGGAACCCCUCUUAGUCUGGAGAGUUAAAGUUUACCUCUGCAGGGAUCCUGUUCCACGAUGAGGCUCGGUUCCGGACUGAUCGUGGGUUUGUUCCUCAUCUUUUCAUCUCCAGCUGCUGUAGGUCUCCAAGCUCCUGAUCAACCCCGACUCAGGAGUUGCCGCUCUCCUGAGAGGGAGACAUUUACGUGUUGGUGGGAGCCGGGUGACAACGGAGAUCUGAACACCACCUACGCCCUUUACUAUCUCAUGGAGGGAUCAGAGAAGGUGUACGAGUGUCCAGAUUAUAAGAUGGCUGGACCGAACUCGUGUUACUUCAAUAAGAGCGACACGUCACUGUGGGUGUCUUAUAAUAUCACUGUAGUGGCCACAAACUCCAUGGGCACGAGUGUUUCAGAGCCGGUCGUGGUGGAUGUCGCCUACAUCGUUCAGCCCAACACUCCGGAGCAUGUGAAGGUGGAGGUGAUAGAUGAUGGUGAAUUUAAAGCUCCAUUCCUGCAUGUGACGUGGGAGAAGCCGCAGUCUGCAGACACUCGCUCAGGCUGGAUCACGCUGAUCUACCAGCUCCGCGUUAAACAGGCCAACGGCGACACCUGGGAGGAGUACGACACUGGUAUGCAGAAAUAUUACAACAUCUUCAGCCUGCUUUCGGGUAAAGAGUACAUGGUGCAGGUUCGCUGUAAACCAGACCACGGCUUCUGGAGCGAAUGGACGAGUCCCGUCUACGUACAAAUGCCUGAGUACUUGGACAAGGAGCACUCUGUGUGGAUCCUGGUAGCGGUUUUCUCAGCCUUUGUCCUCCUUGUCCUCACCUGGACCAUGAACCUUAAGCGGAACAGUGUGAAACACUGUCUGAUGCCUCCUGUUCCCGGACCCAAAAUCAAAGGCUUUGAUCAACAGCUGCUCAAAAGUGGGAAAUCAGAGGAAGUGUUCAACGCGCUGAUGAUCCACAGUUUCCCGCCAACCAGCUACGAGGAGCUGCUAAUUGACUAUCUGGAGGUGUAUGACGAUGACGAGACACACGACUUGGUUUUGGACUCCAAAGAUCUGCUCGUGGCAUCAGCGAAGCCCAUGAGCACAUCAUCGGACAACGAUUCGGGCCGAGGAAGCUGCGACAGCCGAACCCUGCUGAUAGACAAGAGCACAGAGGGAAGGACUGAGGGCGGAGCCAUGCAAUCUGUCUGGGUUUCCGUAGAGCCCGGCUCUCCGAUCAAAGAAGAAGGACAAGCCCGGAUCUGGAAUAAUGUCUUCUCGUCACCUCAGCUGCACCCUGAGCACCACUAUUAUCAACAGGAUCUCUAUUUACUGCAGCCACAGGACAACAAAUGUACCUAUCACAAUGUUCCAGAGAUUUCCUGUAUCUCCUCAUCCAUCCAAAUGAGCAGAACUCCAGAAAAUGGGCUAGAAGAGCUUCUGAACAAACCCCGAGUCUGUGGAUACUCUCGACCCAAAAGCAUGGAUGCCCACGUGCCCCAGUCCACCGAAUCCCAAUCCACGGAAUACGUAGAGGUGCAGACGGUCAAUCAGGAAAACGUCCUCCAUGUCCAACCACUAACUGACCUCGAGGAACGAAGUCAGAAGCUUUCAGACUCCUCACCCAGUGAGAAUUAUAGCAAGGUGCAAGAUGUGAUCUCGGAAAAUGUUUUGCUGCUGCAGAGGGAUCUGAGAAGCGUGCCGCUGCAUUCCGGAGAUUGCCAAUGCCAAACACCUCAUGAGGAGAACCAUCAGACGUGUAAACCCAACACCCUCCUGUCUCCGUUCUCCAUUUUGCAGCUAGGGAACGGAUAUGUCGACUCGACCAUGAUGAUCUCCUAACAUCUCUGUUGAAAACAAAAGCUUUCAGGGAAAACUCAUGGAACAGAGGAUCUAAAUCUUUUAACCACCAGCGCUUCAGAAAGUUUACUGGAAGCUCCGAGAAGGUACGCCUGGGGGUUGAGUACGUCUGUGCUACGGACCCGAAGCUCAUGCUGAAUGUCUUUGGUCGCUACCGGGUUCUGCUGGGUUUGUACUCCCCUCAGAAGAGAUAAACUGAACUGGAAUACCCCAUCCAAGGUCCUUUCAUAGCAGAGACUUGUGCAGAAGGUGACCACUUCUCUAAGUGGAGAUUGAAGACUGACAACGUUUUAGCGAAACUUUUGACCCUGAUUUUUUUUUAUUUCCGAGACACUACAGGCUGAGCUGGGAAUCAUUUUAUUUAAAAAGAUUGUGUCAGUUAUCACCAUUAAUCUUCAAGAGUUAAUUGCUGAUACUCUCACACGUAUUUUUUUGUACUGGAACCUUUUCAUAAAUGUAAACUUAUUUAUGAACAUGAGGCUUUGUCUAAUUAAAUGUGCAUAUAUUUGCAUACUUAAUAGGGGUGUAAACCUCAGGCUGCCACACGAUACCAUAUGAUAUGAUAUGAUUCCAAUUCUUAACGCAACGAUUAUACAUUUAGUGAUACCACCGAAUCUGAUAUGAUACAAAUUAUUAUCCUCUGAUCGAUAUGUGACCAACUUUAUUCAGCAACUGGCGUAAGCCUGCUGUUAAUUCGUGAAUAGCGAUGACAUAGAAGCACACCCUCUGUUUUCGAUAUGCUCUGCUGAUGUUUUUCUAUUUUUUUUUCUUUCUUUUAAAAAAACAGCAACAAAAAAACAUUUAUGGGUCCCUCAUCACUCCAGCCCGUCUAUAGACAUCUACCGUGUUGUAAAUGCAGUUAGUUUUUGCACAAAUCUUGAUAAAUCAGGAUGUUUAUACUUCAACACCAUACUAGAGGUGGGCGAUACGACAAAAAUUGUCAAAGAUACUAUUUCUACAAUACUUGAUAUAUAGGACUUUUUUAAAACCUGAUAUUAUAUUCGUCUUCAAAAAUAAAUAAAUAAAUAAAUAAAUAAAUAAAUAAAAACCUCUGUGACUAUUUUGCCUUACUCUACGUAUAGAAAAUGGUUAGGAGGUAUGUGGUAAUUCAGAUUAAAUAGUACUACUUAAAGCUAAAAAGGAUAGCUAGAGAGAGAGAAUGUUAGCUAGCUAGCAUUGUUUCUGGAUGGUUUAUAGUGAGAUUUUUUUAUGGAAGGAAGGAUUAUAAAUAAGCGUCUUUUGGCUCGUUGAGGCCUAUGGGCCUAAUUCGUUCGUUAUCACAACAAAACCACGUUUUUUUAAUGGGAUAGAAAAAAAAAGAUGCAGAUAUAUUUGUGUUCACAUUUAAAGCUCUAGUGUUAACUGUAAUGGCCAGAACCACGGUUAAGCAUUUAACAAUUAUUAACCAGUUAUUAACCAGUUGAUCUGUGGUUAAUGAUAAUUCAUCAUGUGCAGUGUUCAAGAUUUGACGUCUUUCAGAUAUUUAUAUAAACUGUACACCGAAAAUAAAUUAUUGUAUGGAUUUACGGAUCAAUUUUGCAUCUCUGACUUUGCAUUAUUUCGUCGAUGUUCAUUUUGUGCAAAUCAUCAUGUUUUUUUUUGUUUGUUUGUUUUUUAGCAACACAAAGUGAAUGAAUAAAUAAAUAAAUAAGUCAGUACA
This is a messenger RNA of Ictalurus punctatus (channel catfish), 3671 nucleotides long. RefSeq names its product prolactin receptor a (gene prlra). The coding region runs from base 239 to 1993 and encodes 584 amino acids. Gene Ontology annotation, molecular function: cytokine binding; cytokine receptor activity. Lineage: Eukaryota; Metazoa; Chordata; Actinopteri; Siluriformes; Ictaluridae. The record is from RefSeq and is a predicted model, not a curated record. The transcript has 9 exons. Gene Ontology annotation, cellular component: external side of plasma membrane; membrane; signaling receptor complex. Gene Ontology annotation, biological process: cytokine-mediated signaling pathway.